This is a messenger RNA of Tauraco erythrolophus (red-crested turaco), 1334 nucleotides long. Lineage: Eukaryota; Metazoa; Chordata; Aves; Musophagiformes; Musophagidae. The record is from RefSeq and is a predicted model, not a curated record.
CUUGGUAUGUGCCAUGUCUAGCUUCACUUGAAACCCUCCAAGAAUUAUGUAGGAAGGAAAAUCUCAGAUGUAAAUCCAUUGGAAUCACCAACAGGAGUCUAAAGAGUUAUGAGGUGGAAUAUUUGUGUGACUACAAGGUAGAAGAGGGCACAGAAUACUAUCUUGUGAAAUGGAAAGGAUGGCCAGAAUCUUCAAAUACUUGGGAGCCUCAGAAAAAUCUGAAAUGCCCAGUACUUAUUCAAAACUUUCUUAGUGACAAGAAUGAAUACUUGUCUCGGGUGAGAGAAGGCAAAGCACUGAAAGUGAGGAACCAUGUUAAAGCUUUGAAACCUGCGGUCGCAGAUUACAUUGUGAAGAAGGCUAAGCAAAGAAUAGCUCUGCAGAGGUGGAAGGAAGAACUCAACAGGAAAAAGAAUCAUAAAGCAAUGAUUCUGGUAGAAAACACUGUGGAUCUUGAAGGCCCUCCUUUAGACUUCUACUACAUUAAUGAGUAUAAACCUGCUCCGGGAAUAAACGUAAUAAAUGGAAUAACGACUGGCUGUGAAUGUGCUGACUGCCCUGCUGAGAAGUGCUGUCCAAAGGAGGCUGGAUUUAUUUUGGCUUACAAUAAACGAAAGAAGUUGAAAAUCCAGCCUGGCUUGCCCAUCUAUGAAUGCAAUUCCUUUUGUAGGUGUGGGCCUGACUGCCCUAAUAGGAUAGUACAGAAAGGUACCCCCUAUUCUCUUUGCAUCUUCAGAACUAACAAUGGCCGUGGCUGGGGAGUAAAAACCCUCCAGAAAAUUAAAACCAACAGUUUUGUGAUGGAGUACGUUGGAGAGGUGAUCACAAGUGAGGAAGCAGAGAGACGAGGCCAGCUCUAUGACAACCAGGGAAAUACAUACUUGUUUGAUUUGGACUAUGACUCAGAUGAAUUUACGGUAGAUGCAGCUCGAUAUGGAAACGUAUCCCACUUUGUGAAUCACAGUUGUGAUCCAAAUCUUCAAGUCUUCAACGUGUUUAUCGACAACCUCGACUUGCGUCUUCCUCGAAUAGCGCUGUUUUCCACGCGAACCAUCAAGGCUGGAGAAGAGCUAACCUUUGACUAUCAGAUGAAAGGUUCCAUAGAUCUGACUUCAGACUCGGCGGACGGCCUUAGCCCAUCCAGAAAGAGGAUCAGAACUGUCUGUAAAUGCGGAGCUGUGUGCUGCAGAGGUUAUCUCAACUGAAUCCAGGCACCCAAAGUCGCAGAUGCUUUACUCUCUUUUUUCAAAUGUGUUCUAAGACGACUCUUCUUUCACACGUAUGUUCAAGUAUUCUUCUGUCUAAUGUAAAUAAGUACAAUAAAAACAAGGCGU